Messenger RNA from Phalacrocorax carbo (great cormorant), 4238 nucleotides. The record is from RefSeq and is a predicted model, not a curated record. NCBI's taxonomy places the organism in Eukaryota, Metazoa, Chordata, Aves, Suliformes, Phalacrocoracidae.
GGAAAGGUCGGCGCCGCCGCCCGCCACUUCCCCUUCCGGCCGUGCCGGGGCUCCUGUCAACAUGGCUGCGGCGGCCGCCGGGCAGCGGCGGUGCCUUCUCUGGGCGGCAGUGUUUGCGCAUGUGGUGGCGUCAAGUGCGGGUUUUGUGGAGGAUCUAGACGAGUCGUUUAAAGAAAACCGUAAAGAUGAUAUUUGGCUUGUAGAUUUUUACGCACCUUGGUGUGGCCACUGCAAGAAACUGGAGCCUGUGUGGAAUGAAGUGGGUAUGGAAAUGAAAAACAUGGGCUCUCCUGUAAAAGUUGGGAAGAUGGAUGCAACUUCCUUUUCUAGUAUUGCAUCUGAAUUUGGAGUGCGCGGCUAUCCAACAAUUAAGCUCUUAAAAGGUGACUUGGCGUACAACUACAGAGGACCUAGAACCAAAGAUGAUAUAAUUGAAUUUGCUAAUAGAGUGGCAGGACCUCUUAUCAGGCCACUUCCUAGCCAGCAUAUGUUUGAGCAUGUGCAAAAGAGGCAUCGUGUACUUUUUGUCUAUGUUGGCGGUGAAUCUCCUUUAAAGGAAAAAUACAUUGAAGUUGCUUCAGAACUAAUAGUUUAUACCUACUUUUUUUCUGCCUCAGAAGAUGUGCUGCCUGAGUAUGUGACAUUGCCUGAAUUGCCUGCUGUUGCAGUCUUCAAAGAUGGAACUUACUUUGUUUAUGAUGAGUAUGAAGAUGGUGAUUUGUCAUCCUGGAUAAAUAGAGAAAGGUUUCAAGGUUAUCUUAAUGUAGAUGGCUUUACACUGUAUGAACUUGGAGAUACAGGAAAACUUGUGGCUAUUGCAGUCAUUGAUGAUAAAAACUCUUCAGUGGAACAUACCAGACUAAAAUCUAUUAUUCAGGAAGUUGCUAGAGAUUAUCGGGAUCACUUUCACAGGGAUUUCCAGUUUGGCCAUAUGGAUGGAAACGAUUACAUUAAUAGUUUACUAAUGGAUGACUUGACAAUCCCUACUAUUGUUGUAUUGAAUACCUCCAAUCAGCAGUACUUUCUACCAGAUAGGCACAUUGAGAACACAGAAGACAUGGUUCAGUUUAUUAACAAUAUCUUGGAUGGUACAGCUGAAGCACAGGGUGGUGAUGGACUUCUGCAACGAAUCAAGAGAAUAAUCUAUGAUGCCAAGUCUACUGUAGUGUCUGUGUUCAAGAGUUCACCACUUCUGGGAUGCUUUCUCUUUGGGUUGCCUCUGGGGGUCAUCAGCAUUAUGUGUUAUGGAAUCUGCACAGCUGAUACAGAUGGAGGGGUAGAUGAACAUGAGGCAGCUAAAAAGGAAAAUGGUGAUCGGGAGCUCACAGACGAAGGCAGUGAGGAAGAGCAAGAGGAGGAAAAGAACGGAAAAUAUGCAGAACUUUCAGAUGGAGAAUUUAAACAGAAAGACAUAAUGGAAAAGAAAAAAGACUAACUUGUUCAGCAAAAGAAUUAUCUAGAAUUUCCAAAUAGACUUAUUUAUUGAAGGUAGUCAUUUAUUGAUGAUCUUCAUGAAAGAGGACCUUUUUGUCUGCGUUAUGGUAGUUUUGAUUUGCAUGUAUUCAAAUCUUCUCAGAAAUUGACAGAAAAAAAUUAUGGAUGUUCUCUUAAUUGUCUUUAAUAGAUCAACAAAGAGCAAUUUAAACUGAAGAAAUUUGCAGGUCCAAUUCUACACUGUUUUUUUUAAGAGUUUUGAAUUCUUUGUUUUCAGAAUAGGGAGAUAAAGAUAAUGUUACUUGACCUGGGUGUAUGUGAUGAACUACUACUAUUAUAGACCAGCUAAACUCUCAUUCAUAUAAAAUUAAGGCUGAAAACUAAGAAAGAUUAGGAGAUCCGAAAGUCUUUCAGAGCCUGAUAGCUAAAGACAACUUAGAGUUUUCCAAGAGUCACGUGUUUUACCUGUUGCACAUUAUUUUGGGCAAAAAAAACCAAACAAACUUUUCUAUUUUCUCAAGUUAAAUGUAAAUUGCAAGGAAUUGGAGGACUGUUUUACCGUGUAAUAAUAUAAUUAUUUGCAGUCAAGAAUGUUUACUUGAUCCAGGAUGUGGGUGUUAUAUGCUAAAUUAAGUCUUUGUUAGCACUUUAGCAGCUAAAAAUAUUGGAAAACUACAUUAUAAACCUUUUAGAACAUAAUUGCCUGGUAAAUUGUUUUGUAUGAGUGCUUACAUGAACUUACAGUGCAAAUGAUCUUUAAGUUUUCUGAAUCCACAGUGCAACUUGAUGAAGACAGACAUAAACAGUCAGAGGGUGUUCAUAUUUUGCAUAACUCUCUAAUGACAAGCUUUUUGAAUGAUGUAAAAGUUUUACAGUGUUUAGUUAAGAAUGUUGUAUAUUUUUGAGGUAGUUGGUGUUGAUGCUUUUGUUUGAGACUGUUACCUACUCUGAAGGAGGGAGUUAAUGGAGCAUAAUAUUAACAUUCAUAGAGAUUGGUAAAUAUCAUGCAUUUUUGUUACCUGUUUAAUCAUAAAAGUCACUUUUAAUACAACCCCGUGACUGAAAAGGACUAAUUUGUGUCCAGGGUUAAAAUCGCCAAGGAUAAGCUAUAAAGCAGCCUUUGGCGUUGAUGUCAUGGAGAGUACCACAGAAACUAAACUUACUUUGUUCUUCCUCUUAGUAUUCGUGCCGGGUUUUAUGUGGGUUUUUUUUGUUUUGUUUUGUUUGUUUUGUGCUUUUGGUUUUUUUUUGGGGGGUGAGGGGUGUUUGGGGUUUUUUUUAAGGCUCUAUGACUGUAUAAUACAUAUUAUAAUGUCCUCCUUAUAAGGCAGCUUGAUCAUAUAAACUACGAUGCUAGAGCACUAAAUUAAGGAAUUUUAAAUAAAAGAUGUGGGUAAGCUUAAAUAGACAAGUUCUGUGUUUGAGUAAACCUGAUGAUGAUAUAAAUCAUAACCAGGGAAAAUGUAUUGCAUCCUUUUUCCUUGUAGGAAAGAAACUUGUUUAUUGUUCUUUAGGUAGCUUGGUAACAGCUGGCUUCAUGUUGCAGUGCAGAAUACAGUAAGUAGGUGCCUGACUUCAAAGAUUUUUGUUAUUAAACAGUAUAAAUGACAGCUAAGGAGAUCAGGAAGUUUUUUUCAGAAAAAUUCCAUGUCUGAUUUUGAGUCCAACCUUUUUCCCUUUCCAGGAGGAGGGGAGAAAAAUGAGUUAAUAGAAUACUGAGUAGAAGGUGUCUGAUACGGUUCCCCCCCCCUUUUUUUUGGCCUUUUUUCAUUUUUUUUGUCAUUACAGCUAGUCGUACAUUGUGAGUUUUCUUGCUUUAUUUCUUUUUUUUUUUUCUUUGGCAGAAUCUUUGAGGUGUAAUUAUACCAUAUAUUUGAAGAGUAAGCUGCUUAAAAAUGUGUUUAGAAACUGUGUUUUAACAUGGUGUAGAGCUUUUGAGUUUUGGGUUUUUUUGUUUUGGGGUUUUUUGGUUCAUUUUUUUUUAAAUCACUUAAUGACAGGCCUGUAAAUUUCUUUGGACUUUAGCACAAUUCAGUGCUGAUAGUGAAAAUGUAGGCCUAUUAAGGCAGCAAUAUGUUUUCUUGAUUUGUCUCUUCUCUUAAGAUUUCAAAUACAUAUCAGUUACAUGUUUAAUUUUAGCUCAGGCUGGAAACCUGCAGCUUUUGACUUAAAAAAAAUGAAGUGGUCACGGGAACACUGCUGUUCCUUCUAUGGUGUGUAAUAAAAAUAAUUCUGAAUUCUACUGUACUGCUAAGAACUGUUUCAACUGAGCCUUCAUUUUUGGUGGUUAUUUUUGUUUAUAAUCACUAGUAGCCAAAUAAGUUGCUGAGAAAUCUUCCGAGAUAUGGACGUGAAUAUGAUAAAUGCUGUGUAAGAAACAGGUCGCACAGGGAUCUGUUGUUAAAACAGUAAUGCAACUGCUAGAGUUAGGAAAACGUGUCCCAGUCACUUCUGAACUGUAAUAUCAAUCAGAUGUGUACUGAACUGUUGAAAAUUAGACUUGAAAAGUACUGCUAUUUUCACCAAAUCCUUCUCCCAGCCAUAUUCAACAAGACACAGGGAGAAGAAAAGCAUACAAGUCAUAUACUGGCUGUCAGAAGUGAUGUGAAAUUAAGGGUUUUGCUGUGGUCAUGCAAGUAAUCUAGAUGCUGUCUGAGGGGGGAUCUGGCAUUUUAGUUUUUUUCUUUAGUCUCUAAAUUUCUUAAAGCAACUUCACAGUAAUAACUUUGAAUUCACGAAAAAAUGCUGCUUUUUUAAGUCAAGUGUAAGCCUUUUGUUUUUCUGUAAUAAAACCAUUUAAAAGA